AUAGUUGAAUAUUGAAAUAUAAAUAUCAAUUCAAAAUUAAUACUAAUUAAUAAUUAUUAUUAUAUUAGUUCAUAAUAUUCAGGUUAUUUAACAAUAUUUAUUUGCAUUGUUAUUUGUCGUUUAAAUGAAAUUUAUUCUAUUUAAUUUAUAUUAAAUUAUAUUCUUUCAAAUACAUUUUUAUAACAAAUGAUUUUCGAAUUCUAAGUAUGAGAGUUAUCGAAUUUUUCAGCGGUAUCGGUGGAAUGCAUUUCGCCCUAAAAGAAUGCAAUUUGAAAGAUUUUGAAGUUGUCCUAGCUGUAGAUAUAAAUACAGUAGCAAAUGCAGUGUACAGACAUUUUUUUCCGUCGACUAACCUCAGAGAUUUGAAUAUCCUUUCACUUAGUCCAGAACAGUUUGAUGCAUAUUGUCCAGAUAUAUUAUUGAUGAGCCCACCAUGUCAACCUUUCACAAGAAAUGGUCUUGUCAAGGAUAUUAAUGAUGAAAGAACAAAGCCACUACUGCACAUUAUUGAAAAUAUAAUUCCUAAAUCAAAAUCACUUAAAUAUAUUUUAGUGGAAAAUGUUAAAGGAUUUGAAAGUUCUUUGGCUAGAGAUAAAUUAAUUUCUGCUUUAAGUCAGUCGGGUUUUACAUUUAAAGAAUUUCUUCUAAGUCCUGUACACUUUGGCAUAUGCAAUUCAAGAUUGAGGUAUUAUUUAUUAGCCAAGAAGAAGCCAUUAGAUUUUGCAAUACCCUUACAAAAUGAUAUCAUAACUGAAAAUAAUUGGGACAAUAAAUUGUGCAGUCGCGUUAAACAAGUUUCAGAUGUAUUGAGUAUAUCCGACACAGAAUUAGAUGAAUAUUUGAUAAAUGACAAGCAACUAUUGAAAGGCGGCAAAGCUUUGGACAUUGUUACCAAACACAGUAAGAGGUCAUGUUGCUUCACUCGUUCAUACAGUUCAUAUUUAUGCGGAACAGGUUCCGUUUAUUCCAGUUUAUGUGAAGAAAAUAUUAAAGAAAUUAUUAAGGACAACGACAGUAAUUUAGAGGUGCUGAAAAGUUUAAAAUUAAGAUUUUUUACACCCGCAGAAAUUGCAAAGUUUAUGUGUUUUCCUGUAUCCGAUUUUCCAGUCAGCAAUAAAAAGGCAUACCAACUUCUAGGAAACAGUAUAAAUGUUUAUGUUGUUUCACGGUUAUUAUGUUUAUUAUUGUCUUAAGCCCUUAAUUUUAUUAUUGUUAUACAUAAUUAUAUUUAUAUAUGUUAUAUGUAAAUUACUACAUUUUUCAAAUAUGGUUGUUAAUAAAGUAAGUUCUAAAAUA
This is a messenger RNA of Rhopalosiphum padi (bird cherry-oat aphid), 1296 nucleotides long. It is a transcript of the gene Mt2, whose product is annotated as tRNA (cytosine(38)-C(5))-methyltransferase. Bases 207 to 1193 code for a protein of 328 amino acids. The record is from RefSeq and is a predicted model, not a curated record. Gene Ontology annotation, molecular function: methyltransferase activity. The transcript has 4 exons. NCBI's taxonomy places the organism in Eukaryota, Metazoa, Arthropoda, Insecta, Hemiptera, Aphididae.